AUGGAUAUAACUGUUUUUGACGCAUGUCUUCGGUGCCAGGGUGAGAGCAAGAAGGACUCAUACGGGAAGCAGGAUUGUGUGGUGGUUUGGGGCGAGUGUAACCAUAGCUUCCAUUUCUGCUGCAUGUCUCUGUGGGUAAAACAGAACAAUAGAUGCCCGCUCUGCCAACAAGAAUGGUCCAUACAGCGUAUGGGAAAAUAAAGUACGCUUUGUAUUAAAUCACACGAAAUAAAGAAGCAGAUUUGCAAAAUAAA
Molecule: messenger RNA, 254 nt
Organism: Bombyx mandarina (wild silkworm)
Lineage: Eukaryota; Metazoa; Arthropoda; Insecta; Lepidoptera; Bombycidae
Gene: Roc2
Product: Regulator of cullins 2
Molecular function (GO): zinc ion binding
Source: RefSeq, a predicted model, not a curated record